UUGGAUAAAAAUGAUGCAGGCCGGAAUGACAAAAAGCAAACAAACGCUACCCUGUCGCUGGAGCUUGGCAAAUACUCCGUACUAGCAAUCUCCCUCUCUCUCUCUGAUCAUCCAAUACUGUUGCUGCUGAUAGCCUUCGUAGCCUCUGAUACACACAUCUACAGACAGACAGCGAAGAAGCUUCUCCGUCCCCUGUCGUCGGGGGGAAAAAAAGGUUAGAUCGUCGACUCUUUCUUCAACUUAAUUUGGUCAGAAACCGAGGGCAAAUCUCGCUUACAAAAUUCCACCAUGGGACAAGCCUUUCGCAAGCUCUUCGACACUUUCUUCGGCAAUACCGAGAUGAGGGUUGUGAUGCUUGGCCUGGAUGCUGCUGGUAAAACAACAAUCCUGUACAAACUGCACAUUGGAGAAGUUUUAUCGACUGUUCCUACAAUUGGUUUCAAUGUGGAGAAAGUGCAGUAUAAGAAUGUAGUCUUCACAGUGUGGGAUGUAGGAGGCCAAGAGAAAUUAAGGCCGCUAUGGAGGCAUUACUUCAAUAAUACAGAUGGACUGAUUUAUGUUGUUGACUCUUUGGACCGAGAGAGGAUCGGAAAAGCAAAACAAGAGUUUCAGGCCAUCAUUAGAGAUCCGUUUAUGCUUAACAGCGUCAUCCUCGUGUUUGCAAACAAACAGGACAUGAAAGGAGCAAUGACGCCAAUGGAAGUAUGCGAAGGACUUGGGCUUAAUGAUCUUAAGAACAGAAAAUGGCAUAUACAAGGGACUUGUGCUCUUAAAGGUGAUGGCCUUUACGAGGGGUUGGACUGGUUAUCUAGCACUCUCAAGGAGUUAAAAGCCGCGGGAUACUCUUCAGUAGGCACCUCAUUAUUCUAACUAACCAGGCUUUGACUUGGGGCCCUGAUGAUUUACUGAUGAGCUGAAGAUUGUCAAUCAAUAACUACAGAAGUGUUGGACUCCUGAUCGUUGUUUUCCUGGGUUGUGUUUCCAAAGCUAUUGAUGUUAUUAUUAGGUGCUGCUUACUCCUGACAUUUGGUAAUGUAGUCUUAAUUUUCUUUACAGAAAAGUAGUCACGGGGGAUUUAUCUGUUCUUUGGAUUGUCCCCCGUCGUAUUACUGUUGGCCAAUAUUCUGUACUAAGCUGGGUGCAUUGUAGUC
Molecule: messenger RNA, 1151 nt
Organism: Rhododendron vialii
Lineage: Eukaryota; Viridiplantae; Streptophyta; Magnoliopsida; Ericales; Ericaceae
Exons: 7
Coding region: 289-870 (193 amino acids)
Biological process (GO): intracellular protein transport; vesicle-mediated transport
Cellular component (GO): cytoplasm
Molecular function (GO): GTPase activity; GTP binding
Source: RefSeq, a predicted model, not a curated record